Messenger RNA from Colletotrichum karsti, 1494 nucleotides. RefSeq lists its product as uncharacterized. NCBI's taxonomy places the organism in Eukaryota, Fungi, Ascomycota, Sordariomycetes, Glomerellales, Glomerellaceae. The coding region runs from base 1 to 1494 and encodes 497 amino acids. The transcript has a single exon. The record is from RefSeq and is a predicted model, not a curated record.
AUGCAAGAACGAGACUUUCGUGUGGCCGUCGGCCGUCUCGUUGGUUUUGGGUCAAUCCUUACCUUCGUCACCUUUCAGUACAUCACAAUCAGAGGAAGAAACUCCUUGGGAUUCUACGAUCUUCUCAUCCAGUCAUGUUCUUGCAUUCUGUUAUUCAACUUUCUCGUUAUCAUCUCUCGCUGGAUUGAGUACGAGCCGAUUCCGGGAACGAAAGACAAUGACAAACUACCGACACUCAGCAUCAUCAUACCUGCGUACAACGAGUCAGCGUUUGUUCGGAACUCAAUUGGUUCGGUCCUAUCUUCGGACUACCCACGCCACAAAAUCGAGGUCAUCGUCGUUGACGAUGGCUCGAAAGACGACACCUGGUCUCACAUCCAGAGCGCAGCGCAGCAAGCCCACGAAGCAAAGCCACCGCUGCGGUGCAUCCCCAUCCUCCACGAGGUGAACCGCGGAAAGCGCCAAGCCAUGGUCACGGCAUUCACGACAGCCAAGAACGAAAUCCUCGUGACGCUCGACUCAGACACGCUGCUCGAUCGACAGGCGCUGAGAAACCUCGUGUCCCCGUUCGUGGUGGACAGCGGGAUCGGCGGUGUGACGGGCCAUCUUUCCGUCUUCAACGUCAAGUCCGAUGGGUGGAGCAGCUUCGUCCCGCGCACCCUGGACUGCCUCUUUGAGCAGAAUGGCAACAUCCCAAGAGCUGCGCAGUCGAAGUAUGGUUUCGUGACGAUUCUUCCCGGAGCCAUCUCUGCUUUCCGCAGGCUCGCGGCGGUGCCGCACACGAGUUCGCUCGUGGAGGCUAAGUUCCUGGGACACCCGCUUCGCCACGGAGAAGACGUGCAGCUGACAAUGCACAUGCUUCGUGACGGCUGGCGAUUGCGAUACCAGAGCAACGCGGUGGUAUACACCGUGGCUCCCGAGACGUUCCGGAAGGCAUUCCUCAUGUAUGUGAGGUGGGAACGCAGUAACUACACCUACUGGAUGCUCGGUCUGGUCAAAAUUGCCUUCAUGGAGGCCGUCAGAAUGGUCACUCACCGGAAUGUGACAGAAUUUGAGAUGGCCGUCGACCAGGAGAAGCAGGACGGCAGCGCCACGCGGAAUGCGCGGCAACCGGACUUCCAUCCUAUUUUGGGGAUUGUUUGCACCGGGUUCUCGAACUUCUCAUGCAUGGCUGCCAUUUUUACUCUGGCGAGGGGUGCAUACACGAAUCCUUGGGUGAGCCUCAUGAACGUGGGCUGCCUCGUGGUUUUCGCAACCUGGUCGAGCACUUUAUUAUUGGCGGAUGCGAUUGUCCAGGACUAUGGCGACAUGGCGGGUCUUGAAGUCAAGGAUACAACUCAGGAAUCCCCCGAGUCUCAAAAGAGACGGUAUCCAAGACUGAGGAAGAAGAUGCAGUACUCGUGUUUCUCCACAGUGGCCAAUUUCUUGUUCGUUAGUUGGGCGUCAAUGUUUGGCUUGUUCACCUUGAGGAGCCAAAGUUGGCUGACAAGAUAG